CUCUCUCCCUCUCUCUUUCUCUCUCCCCCUCUCUCUCCCUCUCUCUUUCUCUCUCUCGCUCUGCUCACCAUGUUGUUUCCGCGGUUCUUGAGCAGAUGAAGCAGGGAAGGAGAGAAAGCACAUUCUGGUGAGAUAAGUUUUCGGUGUUUUUACGCGCGGCGGAGAGAUGUUGCCGGCGCGCCCGGAGCGGAGCGCUCUGCCACGGCUCUUCCUUUCCCUCCUGCUGGCCUUCUCCGUGUCCUCCUCCUCCGCAGCCUGGGACCUGGUUCUCCUCCACACCAACGACGUGCACGCCCGGGUGGAGGAGACCAGCAAACACUCGGGGAAAUGCGGAGGCAGCAGCAGCGGGUGUUUCGCCGGAGUGGCCCGCAGAGCCACGGAGGUCAAGAGGAUCCGCAGCUCCGAGAGCAACGUGCUGCUGCUGGACGCCGGAGACCAGUUCCAGGGGACAGUUUGGUUUAAUUAUUACAAAGGAGCCGAGGCUGCGCACUUCAUGAACAAACUACAGUACGAUGCCAUGGUUUUUGGAAAUCACGAGUUUGACAACGGAGUGGAAGGACUCAUGAAACCGUUCAUGGAGAAUAUCAAGUGUCCCGUUCUCAGCGCUAACAUCAAACCUGACAAGACUCUGGCCUCGACGUUUGGAACCUCGUACUUGCCUUAUAAGAUCCUCAACGUGGGCGGGGAAAAGGUGGGCGUGGUGGGAUACACGUCACAGGAAACUUCAGCUCUGUCUAAACCUGGACCUCACCUGAAGUUCGAGGAUGAGGUUCCCGCCCUUCAGCUGCAGGUGGACAAACUGCAGACUCUGGGAGUGAAUAAGAUCAUCGCUCUGGGUCACUCAGGAUUCACCAUGGAUCAGGAGAUCGCCAAGAAGGUCAGAGGGGUGGACGUCGUCAUCGGUGGACACAACACCUUCCUCUACACAG
Molecule: messenger RNA, 929 nt
Organism: Labrus bergylta (ballan wrasse)
Lineage: Eukaryota; Metazoa; Chordata; Actinopteri; Labriformes; Labridae
Source: RefSeq, a predicted model, not a curated record